Molecule: messenger RNA, 2339 nt
Organism: Vicugna pacos (alpaca)
Lineage: Eukaryota; Metazoa; Chordata; Mammalia; Artiodactyla; Camelidae
Gene: GRK7
Product: G protein-coupled receptor kinase 7
Biological process (GO): regulation of signal transduction; protein phosphorylation; signal transduction
Cellular component (GO): cytoplasm
Molecular function (GO): rhodopsin kinase activity; ATP binding
Source: RefSeq, a predicted model, not a curated record
UCCCGCCUUCCUUUUCUUUGCCGGGAGAGCACGUUCGGUGCUCAGCCAUGGUCGACAUGGGGGGCUUGGACAACCUGAUCGCCAACACGGCCUACCUGCAGGCCCGGAAGACCUCAGACGCCGACAGCAAGGAGCUGCAGCGCCGGCGCCGGAGCCUGAUGCUGCCCGGGCCGCAGAGCUGCGAGCAGCUCCGCCAGGCGCUGCCCGCCGACUUCCACAGCCUGUGCGAACAGCAGCCCAUCGGCCGCCGCCUCUUCCGGGACUUCCUCGCCACGAUGCCCGCGUACCAGGAGGCCAUGGGCUUCCUGGAGGAGGUGCAGAGCUGGGAGCUGGCCGAGGAAGGCCCCGCCAAGGGCAGCAUGCUGCAGGGGCUGGUGGCCACUUGCGCGGCUCCCCCAGCCCCCGAGCAGCCACACCCCUUCCUCAGCCCUGCUCUGGUCACCAAGUGCAAAGCAGCCGCCACCGAGGAAGAGCGGGCCUCCCUGGUGGAGCUGGCCAAGGCCGAGGCCAUGGCCUUCUUGCAGGACCAGCCCUUCCGAGAGUUCCUGGCCAGCCCCCUCUAUGACAAGUUUCUGCAGUGGAAAGUCUUUGAGAUGCAACCGGUAUCAGAAAAGUACUUCGAAGAGUUCCGGGUCCUGGGCAAAGGUGGUUUUGGGGAGGUAUGUGCUGUCCAGGUGAAAAACACUGGUAAGAUGUAUGCCUGUAAGAAAUUGGACAAGAAGCGGCUGAAGAAGAAAAAUGGAGAGAAAAUGGCUCUCUUGGAAAAGGAAAUCUUGGAGAAGGUCAGCAGCCCUUUCAUUGUCUCUCUGGCUUAUGCCUUUGAGAGCAAGUCCCAUCUCUGCCUGGUCAUGAGCCUGAUGAACGGGGGAGACCUCAAGUUCCACAUCUACAGCGUGGGCGAGCGGGGCCUGGACAUGAGCAGGGUGGUCUUCUACUCGGCCCAAAUGACCUGUGGUGUGCUGCACCUCCACUCCCUCGGCAUCGUCUACCGGGACAUGAAGCCUGAGAACGUGCUUCUGGAUGACCUCGGCAACUGCAGACUGUCUGACCUGGGGCUGGCCGUGCAGAUUCAGGACGGCAAGCCCAUCACACAGAGGGCUGGAACCAAUGGUUAUAUGGCUCCGGAAAUCCUAAUGGAAAAAGCGAGUUAUUCCUAUCCUGUGGACUGGUUUGCAAUGGGAUGCAGUAUUUAUGAAAUGGUUGCUGGACGAACACCAUUCAGAGAUUACAAGGAAAAAGUCAGUAAAGAGGAUUUAAAGCAAAGAACACUGAAAGAGGAAGUCAGAUUCCAACACGAUAACUUCACAGAGGAAGUGAAAGAUAUUUGCAGACUCUUCUUGGCUAAGACACCAGAGCAACGCUUAGGAAGCAGAGAAAAGUCUGAUGAUCCCAGGAAACACCAUUUCUUCAAAACCAUCAACUUUCCUCGCCUGGAAGCUGGCCUCGUUGAACCUCCAUUUGUGCCAGACCCUUCAGUGGUUUAUGCCAAAGACAUCGGUGAAAUUGAAGAUUUCUCUGAGGUUCGAGGAGUUGAAUUCGAUGACAAAGAUAAGCAGUUCUUCCAAACAUUUGCAACAGGCGCCGUUCCCAUCGCGUGGCAGGAAGAGAUUAUAGAAACAGGACUGUUUGAAGAAUUGAACGACCCCAACAGGCCUGCAGGUUGUGGGGAGGGUAAUUCAUCCAAGUCUGGUGUAUGUUUGUUAUUGUAAGUUGUUCUCUCCACCAGACAGGCAGUAGGAGUCUCCGCUGACAUGUGUAAUCCUUGAAUCCUAACCCACAAAAAUUUGUUGACUGAGGACUGAUCAAUCAGGAGGGGCAUUUCAACCAGAGAACAGCUCAAAGGACAGGCAAGCUCAAUAGUAGGAGGUGUUUUCUUUCCUUCCUUCCUCCUUCCUUCUUCUCUCUCUCUCCUUUUCUUUUUUUCUCUUCCUUUUCCCUUCCUUCCUUCCUUCCUUCCUUCCUCUCUAUCCUGCCUUCCUUCCCUUCUUCCUCUCUUUCUUUCUUUCUUUCUUCCUUCAUAAAGAAGAGUAAAGUCUCAGUUUUCACUGAAAGCUAGGAAAAGGAACGCUCAGAUUUAUUUUGAUAAACUAAAAGCAUGAGCCCUCACCAUUGUGUUCCUGAAAAUUACGCAAAGUCCUAGGAACAGAGAAUGGAACUUUGUGGUAUACUCAGAAAAUGAGCAUUUGCAAUUCUUAGUAAAUAAUCAUUUUAGUUUUUCUCUGUUUAUAUCUUUUCUUCCCUUCAUCUUUCACUAUGUCUUCUGCUUCUGUACUUAUAAAAAGGAUUUUGAAGCUGGAAAUAAAUAUUCCUGAUAUUCUAUUCCCCCCCCCAAAAAAGGA